This is a messenger RNA of Striga hermonthica, 795 nucleotides long. NCBI's taxonomy places the organism in Eukaryota, Viridiplantae, Streptophyta, Magnoliopsida, Lamiales, Orobanchaceae. The record is from the annotation of a GenBank genome assembly.
AUGGGCAAGGGGCGAGCACCGUGUUGCGAUAAGAGCAAGGUGAGGACGGGGCCAUGGAGCCCCGCCGAAGAUUUCAGACUUGUCACCUUCAUUAAAACUCACGGCCACCCCAACUGGCGUGCUCUCCCUAAACAAGCAGGGCUACUUCGAUGCGGAAAGAGUUGUCGUUUACGGUGGGUUAAUUAUCUAAGUCCCGACAUCAAACGAGGAAACUUCACACCCGAGGAAGAGCAGACUAUAAUCCAACUGCAUACCUCUUUUGGAAACAAGUGGUCCAAGAUUGCAGCGUGUUUGCCUGGAAGAACAGACAACGAGAUAAAAAACGUUUGGAACACACAUUUGAAGAAAAGGCUACAAAUGUCCAAAUUAGGCCCUUGUAAUUAUAAAAUGGAUGCUCAUUAUCCUUCAUCAAGCACGUCAAGCAGUUCCAUAGCAAAUGAUGAUGAAAAUCUUGAAAAUUUACUUAACUAUCAACGGAUUGACGAAGAAGAAAUUAACCGCUUGCUCGAAAUCCAACCUAACGAAAAACCCGAGCUAGAAAUAAACGAGCCCCGGCGCGAGGUCGACGACUUCGAUAGUGGCAAAAUCGUGAAUUCUUCGGGUUUCGACGUCGCUUUCUGGGAAUCUUUCGACACCAUCACGAGUGAUCAAGAAAACGUUGUUGAAAGCGAACUGGAAAAGUGGUUGAGAAUGUUGGAAGAUGAAGUUGGACUAGCAAGUGGUGGUGGUGAUCACAAUCUGCCAAAGGACGAAGACCCAAAUGACAAUUUUGCCCCUGAGAACUUCUUCUCCUGA